This is a messenger RNA of Penicillium malachiteum, 459 nucleotides long. RefSeq lists its product as uncharacterized. Lineage: Eukaryota; Fungi; Ascomycota; Eurotiomycetes; Eurotiales; Aspergillaceae. The record is from RefSeq and is a predicted model, not a curated record. Bases 1 to 459 code for a protein of 152 amino acids. The transcript has a single exon.
AUGGGAAAAGAGAGUUACAAAGAUUGGAAUUUCAGCCUGCUCCAUGAACUCACGGAACGAGAGGGACGCGAUGCCCUGGAUCUUGCGCUCUCUUUCAACCUCCCAGAGGAGAUAUUGAAUGCGCGUUCCCCAUCAGGUCGCACGGCUCUUCAUGAGGCCCUUGUUAACGACAAGUUCCGACAUCUAGCUUCCACUCUCAUUAGUACUUGUGGCAUUGACCUUGGCCUUAAAACUGACCUUGGCCUUAAAAAUAUAUGUGGAGCCACGGCAUUGCAUAUUGCUCUGGAACGGCAAGAAUGGGACUUGGCUCACGAAAUCAUCAAGGCGGGGUGUCAAUUGAAUGUCAUCGUUCUACACUAUGGAUUGUUUCAUUGGAACGAACUACAUAUUUCUAUUGCGAAGAAUGCCCCCGUGGAUAUUAUUUCUAGUUUGCUGACUGGUGGUGCGGGUAUUAGUUAA